AUGAUGCUGCUCCUGUUAGGACUUUUACCGUUGAUUUCAGCUUUUACCUGCCCACCAAAUACUAUCUAUCAUGCUGAGUUCAACAGAUGCUACAAGUUUUCUCCCGACACACUGCCUUUCUACAUGGCAGAAGAAGCUUGUCAAAGCCUCGGUGGACAUCUAGUUUCCUUCCAGGAAGGCUUGGAAAACGCAAUGGUAGCAGAGACUGCUCAACAGCAACGCAUUGGCUCUCCUUUCUGGAUUGGUUUGAACAAACUCAACGGUGACACUUGGAGCUACACUGACGACAGCCAGGUCAGCUUCACGAACUGGCAAAAUGCUAAUCAGUCGUCAUCUGGUCCGAGUACAUGUGCAGUGUCCACCCUUCCUGAUGGAACGUGGCAGUCUAUAGCCUGUUCUCAGUCUCGCGCCUAUGUUUGCGCCAUCUCUACCAUCGUUCCUGUAGUUACCUGCCCACCGUGUCCGACUAUGUUCCUGUGGGCGAGCUUCGAGAACGCUGAGAAUAUCUGUCAGGGAAACGGUGGCCAUCUGGCUUCCAUCCAUAGUUUGGAGGAAAACAACUUCGUAGCGACACUGGGGAUGUCAGGAAUUACGUACACCAACGAUGAUGACUUGACAUGGAUCGGCUUGAAACAAGUGAAUUAUCCGAAUAGCAAAGACUGGACGUGGACAGAUGGCAGCCCUGUUGAUUACUUGUACUGGGCUCCCACACAACCUGAUGACGCAGGAGGAUCCGAGCACUGUGUUGAGGUGUUCAGCGAUCACACUGGCAAAGACCCUAGCAAAGACGGGAACUAUCUACGGUGGAACGACAUGCCGUGCGCAACUAAUAUGAGAUCAUAUGUUUGCAAAAAGGCUUCGAUACAAUGA
Messenger RNA from Cooperia oncophora, 870 nucleotides. Lineage: Eukaryota; Metazoa; Nematoda; Chromadorea; Rhabditida; Trichostrongylidae. The record is from the annotation of a GenBank genome assembly.